AUGAGUGAAUUAAUUUAAAUAAAUGCAGGGUUUAAUUCAAAUGAGAUUUGUCUGAAAUAUUUAGAAAAACUAAUAAAAGAUCAUCAUUUAUCACAAUAAAAUAUGAACAAUAGAGAAAAUAAUGAAUAAUUUUAUGAGAGAAUAUCAACUUGUUUUGAGGAACAUGAGAAAUAUAGAAGUUUUAGAGGAGUGUUUUUAGAUGAAUAACAAUGUAAGAUUGAAUAUAAAUUUAACAGCUUUGGAUUAAAUAAUGUCGAUAUAAGAAUAAGAGUUUAUAGAUCCUAAUUAUAUAAUAGGUAAAAAUGUUUAUUUAAAUGGUACUUAUUAUCAUGGAAGAAAUAUUUUUGGUCAAGUAUAUUAAUAAGAAUUUGAAGAUAAGUUGAGAUAAAUACAUGAAAACUCAGAUAAUUUAUUUGGUUUCAAUAUUAUUCAUUCACUAUCUGAUAAAUUUAGUGGAAUAUCUAUGUAGGCUAUUUAAUCUUUAGAUAAGUAAUUAUUUUGUAGUUCUACAUCAUAAUUUCCAAAUUUAUUAUGUUGCUCAGCAAUUGAAAUUUAUAAUACAAUACUUUCACUUAAUUAAUUGAUAUUUAAUUGCAAUUAUACUAUGAUUUAUGAUUACAAUUCUUUAAGUAAAAGAGUUUAAGAAUAAUAUAAAUAUUAAAGUUUAUAAAAUUGUCAUGAUAUAGUUGCUGAAACAAUAUUAUAAAAUAAUUGUUCAAUGAGAUUUUCUGGUUAUUAAAAUGGAGAUUUACGAAAAUUAGCUGUUAAUUUAAUUUCAUUUCCAAGAAUGCAUUUUUUAUCAAAUGCUUUUAGUGUUAUAAAUAGAGAUAAGAUUUUGAGUGAUUAGAUUUAUAAUUUAAUGGAGCCUAGAAAUUAGAAUUUUACAUUCUAAGAAGAUGCCAAAAACUUUUAUAGAAUGUAAGCAACUAUAAGUAGAACAAAUGAUUUGUAUUAUGAAAUAUAAGAUUCUACAUCAAAAAGUUAAAAUAAAACAGCUUGGGUUAAAGAUAGUUUUUGUAAUAUUAAUUGUAAAGUUUAACAUUAUGAAUUGGGUGAUACUGUUUUAUAUAUUGGUCAUCAUAAUUAUUUUGGAAUUUAUUGUAGAUAGUUAUGUUUAAAAUUUUUACAAUAAUGGAAAAGAAAGGCUUAUUUUCAUUAUUUUGCAUCUGAAGGAGCAGAUGAAUUUGAUUUCAUUGAAGCUGAAUAAACAGUGGCAGAUCUAUAUUCUGAAUAUAUAACUUAUGAUUAAGUAGAUUAGGAAUCAAUGGAAUGA
Molecule: messenger RNA, 1273 nt
Organism: Paramecium pentaurelia
Lineage: Eukaryota; Ciliophora; Oligohymenophorea; Peniculida; Parameciidae
Source: the annotation of a GenBank genome assembly